Pieris brassicae (large cabbage white) is the source of this 6983-nucleotide messenger RNA. RefSeq names its product putative thiamine transporter SLC35F3. Lineage: Eukaryota; Metazoa; Arthropoda; Insecta; Lepidoptera; Pieridae. The coding region runs from base 224 to 1756 and encodes 510 amino acids. The record is from RefSeq and is a predicted model, not a curated record. The transcript is spliced from 10 exons.
UGAAAAGCUUUCGGAAAAAAAUACUUGUUAUUAUUGCGUGCAGUUAAAGCAUACAUUAACAUUAGAUAUUGCAGUGAUGAUAGUAUAGACAAAUUUAACGAUUUUAUGAAGAUGUGAAACGGUUUUUAAAAAAAUUCCUUAAGAUAAAAAAACCUGAAAUAAAUUAUGCGAACACUAGAUGUGAGAUGGAUGAGAUAAUCAUGAUGCUUUAAAUUAAAACAAUAUGGCAAGGGAUGGAGACGUCCCAACAAUCUUCAAUCCUAAAAGAGUGCGUGCGCCGUCUGUAAUUAUCACAAGCGAAGAGGUGGUAGAGGCUGAUCGCAGUAUUGAUGUCGAAAGGGAGCGGCCGAAUGGGCCCCCAACACCUUUGAGUCCUCGAGCACCUUUGACUCCCCAAACAUCUGUUUCAUCAGCUCCACCUCUAACUACCCAACCUUCGUUGCAACAAACUUUCAGUGAAUCAGCAGCCAGUAGUCAGGAUGAAGAAAGGCAGGUCAGGGAUAAAGGUUGCCCGCGCUCUUGCUGUUCGAAGAUCGCUAAAAAGAUCUAUUAUGGAGUCUGUGUCACAUUUGUUCUGGUGGCAUCCUGGGUGACUGUAACCCAUUGUAUCAAAUAUCUAUAUUUACAAGACUAUUCCCCCAUACAUAGUGCCGAUUUUUCAAUGUUCAAUAAUUAUACAUCAAGAUUUCGCACACAUCACUUAUAUAAUGCACCAUUCUUCACAGCAUGGUUCUGCACCAACUGGUUGAUACUAUUCUAUCCAAUAUAUCUAAUUGUAAUGCUCAUACACAACAAGUGCAAAUCAGCAAAUGCUAUAGCAUGCGACGCAUUUAAUGAUUUUAAAGAAAAGGGCUUCACUUUUGCCCGUUUCCUCAGUCGCUGCAGUCUGUUCUGUCUGUUAUGGGUGGUUACAAUAUACAUGUACACAUACUCUCUCAAGAUUCUGUUGUCCACGGAUGUGGUGGCUCUUUUUGCAACCAAUGUUUCCUGUAUCUAUCUUCUGUCCUGGGUCAUACUUCAUGAACAAUUUGUUGGAGUUCGGAUCGUAGCUGCGAUCCUCUGUGAUACAGGCAUCGCCCUACUGGCCUACAUGGACGGUAUCACAGGAAACUCUACGCUGGGCGGAGUCGUACUAGCCGCCUGCGCAGCUGCAGGUUUCGCUAUAUUCAAGGUGCUGUUCAGAAAAGUGAUGGGUGAGGUGAACACAGGUCAGCGAGCGUUGUUCUUUUCGAUCCUGGGUAUUGUGAAUGCCACAUUACUGUGGCCGGUGUGCCUGGCCCUUUAUCUCACAGGCACAGAGCUUCUCCCAGCCCAUCGGAUGCCCUGGAUGCACUUGCUGAUAGCCAGCGUUGCCUUACUAGUAUUCCACAUGGGAUUCCAAUUCGGCAACUUGGUGACGUAUAAUAUAUUCGUCUCGAUCGCACUCAUCACUGCCGUACCUGUAUCAGCUGCUCUGGACGUGGUGCUUUACGGCGUGUGCUUCGAAGGCAUGAAGCUAUCGGGAAUAAUACUGAUAACAGUGGGCUUCUCCUUGGUGAUGUUGCCCGAUAACUGGCCCGACUACAUCAUGAGGUUGCUCAGGGAACACUACAUAUUCAAAAAGGACAGACUACGGCCACAAGACAAAAUGGACUACAUGGCUGAUUUGGUUUACGUGUCGACAGAUGGAGCCGUCGUCGUCAACGCGGGAAUGACGGUUCCGGUAGAAACCGAGACACUGUGGACUACCGCACCGGAUAUAUACGCUCGCAUCUGAGGUCGCCGUCCGGACGUGUCAGGUGACCGCCUACACGAUAUUAAAAACGCUCUUACUCUUUGGUUGUACACUUGUUUAUUCUAUUUAUAGGUGAAGAUUUUGGAAUCAACUGACCGCGAACACAUUCUUAAUAUAAUUUGACACUAAAACGUGAUUUGCGUGUUUGAUUUGAAUUUUUUUUCUUAUUUUUCAACUACACUUCCUAAUGCAGUGAAAAAUUAUAAUCAUUAAAUGAUUUUAUCUCUCUCUUGUCGUAACAUAAAACUGGUAUCGCAUUUUUUGUCUAUGGUUUUUUAAUAUUUGUCUGUAAUAGUACGGAGCAUGACACACCAUCAACUGUCAAAAUUUGGCGCCUUUGUGUCAAAACUUAACCUUACAAGUAUUUAGGGUAUUAUUAAAUAAUUUAAGAAGAAAUAAGUGUACAACCAAUAUAACCUGUUGGUUAGUCAAAACUGCCAAGCAAAAAGUCGGAUUAUUCAUAAGACUUGUCAUUCCGAACGCAUUUUAGCUCACACUCGAAUAUAAUUCGUUUCUAGCAGAACACUAUUUAUUCAUGUAGAAUAGUCACAGCGAAGAACCUAUAUAAAAUUAUAUUAUUUUUGAAUCAAAUGACGGAAAUGCAAUUGUUAAAGGUUGUGUAAAAGUUGUCGUCAUAGAAAAUGCGAAGUUCUGUUAGCUAAUGGUCGUUGUAAACUGUUCUCUCUAGCGCAAAAUGCCGCAAUUUAUAUUAACGGAUAUAAGAAUGUCAUCAACCAUUACUGACUAUUCUGGCAGAAUAGGAAUGGUAAACCAUUAAAAAUUCUUACACAAAUAGCGAACAUUCGUCCUUACAUGUGAAUCUUUGACACCCAAAUAGUAUUAGGAAUUCUCGUUGAUAUUUCUUAGGUCAAGAGAAUAUACUAGAAAUGAAAUAUAGAGAAAUUAGACACUGGUGCAUGUCUUACAGAAUCGCACAUUAAAUUAUGUGAAGUAUUUGGGUAGUAGUAAGUAUACUACCCACACGUAUUAUUUCUAAAAAUAAUACAUGUGGAUAUUAUUUUUAGAGAACUAUGUAAAUUAUGUUUUGGCAUCGAAUUUGAUAUUAUGGAAUCUCAUUUUAACAUUAAAGGUCGAUAUAGAUUGGGUGAAUGUAUCGUUGAAUUAUAUAGACAAUUAUUUCCAUUCGUACGUUUGAUACCGUCUACGUAUCUGCUAGUAGUUACUGACUGAUAUGCACUCAGAUAUGAAUGAAAAACGACAUAAUUUGAACGUCAACAGUUAUGGAAUGGUUUUUUAUUAAAUUAGAAACUCGAAAAUAAUAUGCGAGAUACAUUUACGUAAAAUGUCAUUUUAAAAGUUACUAAGCAAUGGAAAUCUUCGUUUAAUAUGUUGUGUUCACACUCGGCACAAAGGACGGGUCAAUUUAUUUAAUUUAUCUGCCAACGUUGCCAAGGAACUCCGUCUAUAACGACCGAUAAAUACAUAAUUGUAAUUGUAUGAAAUUACAUUAUUUGAUCCAAAAUCUAAUAUUUUGUUUGAAAAUUACGUUAGAAAGUUAUUAAACAUUAAAGCACCUUUAGGAUAUAGGUUAAUUGAUGUUGUGACUCCCGCCCUCUAGUGUAUAGUUAGGCAACUUAUGAAAUGUAUGAAAAGUUUCGUUAAACAAAUAUUUUUACUAUACCAGGAACACUGUUAGGUAUUCAUUAUAAUCGUAAGAGAGACGUAACGUAACCUGUAAAACUGUUCUGCAAUAACGUCUGGUUCUAUAAAUUAUAUUUCAGGUUCAGUUACAUUUACUUCAAGGAAUUGUAAACAGAUAAAUUCGUUGUAUUAGUCCACUAUAGGGUGUAAUAUAGUAUAGUAGUACGCAUUGCAAGUACUGUAAAUGAUAUUGAAAAUUACUUAACGAAAAUUUCCAUACUUUUAUAAAUUGAGUAGUGAUUGGCUUCCGUUAGGCGAUACGAAUUUAAAUUCUAGUCAGAACUUCAUUUAUAAAUAGGUUGCAUGUAUAGUUGUGCAAAACUCAAUAUAUUCCAAAUACGUAAUAUAGAUAAUAAAUCACUUUAAUUUAUAAAUCUGAAUACACAAGUCGAAGCACUCUUCAAGGCUGGUAAACGAUUUGUUGCCCUUGAUAACAGAUAUUGUUUUAGAUUAUAUCCCUUUAGAUAAAUGAGACAGCCAAUAUCUAGGGCAAAAAUAGAAAAUAUAUUUUUGUUAAGUGUUAUUAAUGCAAAAUAUUUUAUUAAAAACAGUACACUAAUCGAAUUAAAAUCAUGUUAUUUGAAAAAUUUCCACGUAAUGAUUAUCGCUAAUGGAGAUAUAUUUUUUUUGUAAAAUUACAUGCAUUUUAAUUCGUAAAACUUUUUCAAUAAUUGUUAAUAUAUUUUACAGCUUAGUUUUCUUUGAUUGGCGUUUUUCAUUUGGCCAUAGACAUUUUUGCUUGUUCAUCAGCAUUAUUUUAAUGGUGAACCUCAAAAAUAUAUAGUUACAUAAGUAGGAAAAGAUCAUCGAAGAAUGCCUACUCAAAAUAUACUCUAAAUUGUACACACGGUUCAUGUUUAAGUUACUUGUUUGUCUAGUCGACAUCUAGUCAAUUUUAUGUUUAACAUUUUUUUUCUUAUGUAUUUGUUUUUAAUAUAUGACUAGGUUCGUUAACAUAGUUUUAUUUACACUUCUCAAAUAACACAAUCCCGAGGUAGUGCUAAUUAGUAUGGUCGAGCACUAAAACGCUAAUCAAAAUUUAGAGAGUUUUUGGUUACAGUUUUAUCGGCUUUUGUUUGUUUCCUAGGCUAGUGGGGGACUACUUAAACUUUAUAGCAGUACUUUAUUGCGCAGUUUUAGGUUUCUCAUGCAAUAAAUGCCAGUGUUAACGGCACGAUGCUUUUUGAGAUCGUUGGCCAAGUUAAAUAGGGACAUUUCUUAUAGGUUAAAUUGUUGUCUACGAAAAAAAAGCAAUUUAAAAAUAACGAUAUUCCUGUCCAAAACAGUCCUGCUAUAAAGCUAAGCUUAUAUUUAGUCAUUUUUAAGUAUAAUAUGACAAUACCGACUUUAUUUCUCAUUUAUUUAGAAUUUUCAUAUUCUUAUGUCCAAAUCCGCAAACGUUAGACAAAUUUAUGAUGGUUUUUCUUUAAUUUUGACGAUAUAAUUGACAAUUAAUGUCGACUAUCAUUUAACAUCCUCUUUCGAUGGAGUUUCUUUGGGCAUUCGAAUGUCGUUAGUGCUAGAUAAUUUGCCGUAGUUGCUCACUUAUUUCAUAAUAAUGCACCAGAUUUCUAAAUUUAUUCUUUUGGUUUAGAUUAGUCAUACUUUUCCGUAUUUGAGUCUAAACUCUUUUAUAUCAGAGCCUUUUAUGAUAUAUUUUCGAGUGAGAGCAUUAUAACUUUCAAGUAUUCUACUUCUUUCCUUUGCUUGAAAGAUGUGCUGAAUAAGUUUGACAUCGUGCACAUAAUUAUAUUAACAUGCUUGUUUAAUUUAUACUAUUAUCAAUCUUUCUCACUGUUCUUCGUCUUUCUGGCUUCUUAAAGAUGCUUUGAAUAGCUUUUUAUUGGCUUUUAAAAAUUAUUAGUAUUUUAAUAUAUCGUCCCAAUGAUAUAUUAUAAAAACUACUGAAAUUUAUUUUCGACGAAUAUUUAAACAAUUUGGACAUACAAGAUCUCUCUUGUAGAUAUGUAUAAACAUAUGUAUCUCAAAUAUUCAGUAGUAUUUAGGUAGUUAUUAAAUCGUCAUUAGUCUAGACUUCUAGACGUACUACCUACUAGUGGUAACGUGUAGCGAGAGCAGAUACAGAAAUUAAAGUAGUUAUUUUGCUGUUUUAGUAAUCAAGUUAUAAUCAAGACUAAUGUUUAUUCAAACUAAACGUUGAGAUAUAAAAAUAUUAGAAUAACCAGUUUACAUUUGUUGGUUUAUUAAUAGUUGGAAAACGAAAUAAAAUUGUCAUUUUUUUAUACAUUGGUUAUGUUGAGUGAUUGUAGAAUGUUUAAUUAAAAAUUUUAAAGACUGACAUUUAUUAGAAUGGACUAAAUUCAAUUACAGCGUCAUUUAUGAGUAGAAGUAGUAUGUUUCUCGUAGAAAUAUAUGGUGUAAAAUGCCGUGUGACCUAGUUUGGUAUGAGAGAUAUUAUGAUAUAGAUAAAAGGAAACAGCCGCCAAGGAACGGACUAGAGCCUAGACUAGUUAGUGGUGUAGCGAUCUGGGCCUAUAUCGUUUUUACAGUCACGUUCAAUUCACUAUUGAGCAAACAAUGUACUAAAUUAUCUAUAAUACAGUGGAAUCUCGUUAACUCAAAUGUCAAGGGAACAGCAAAAAAUCGACUUAACAAGAACUUCGAGAUACAUAUGAUUUAACUGCUAAAAGUUCGACUUACAGAGGCGCAAUUUCUAAGUGUAUUUUUCUAUUUGUAGAGUCGAGUCUCAAUAACAAUUCAACUUAAGUUUUGUAGUAUAUAUAUUUUUUUAUGAAUGUAUACAUUCAUUGCAUGUGUACAAGACAAAAACAAUAUAUUAGAAGCCCCAAACCCUAACAUUCACUUUGGAUCUUAUUGCUAUUAUUUCGGGGAAUUCCGAGUAAGACUUUAUAUUAUUUCAUUAACUACGAAUUACGGAGUCUUAGAGUAUAAAUAUGUAUCAUCAAUACUUCGUAGGGAAAUAACAUUUUGUUCGAGUUACAAAGUCAAAAACAAUUUGAUAUAUAGGGUUCAGUGGAUAGGAAAGGCAAUUUUUUUCGACUUAAAGAGGUUCGAGUUAUCGAGAUUCCACUAGUCUAGUCAGUGUUAGACUAGUAUUUGUCAUAGUAUAAUAUGUUUAGUCCUGUUUUCUGUAUCUAGUGUUUAGCCAAGUGCUAGCUAGACUAGAUUUGUUGACUUAUACUCUAUAUAUUAUUUUGAUUACAUAUUUUCUCUGUGGUUCUUCUGGUAAAGCUAGUAUCUUUGAUUUUGUUUAUAUGGUAGACAGCUAGACUUCCUAGGUCGUAAAGAAUUCCUUUGUGUUGUCUUCAAACCGAUUAUGCAAACAUCGUGAGGUGGCAAGUAACUUAAGUCAAAUUCAAGAUGUUUUUAAAACGUGACAUUGGCAUCGCCUUUAAUGGGACUUUCCACCUCAUUGUGUAUUAUCAUCAAAUGCCAUGUACUUCUCAGACCAAAUCAUUUUAAACACGAAUUUAGUAACAACGUAACGUGUAGGACGAGAUAACACCUUUGCCCCUGUGAUUCAUUUGUUAAUGUAGAUGUAAUUCGUUGUUCAAUAAAUGACUUU